Somion occarium is the source of this 1132-nucleotide messenger RNA. Lineage: Eukaryota; Fungi; Basidiomycota; Agaricomycetes; Polyporales; Cerrenaceae. The record is from the annotation of a GenBank genome assembly.
AGUCUGUCCGGAAUGCACCGCGGAGCUGCCAAAAGCUAUCGGAUCUAUCUGGGGAGCAUCAAGACGGAAGCCACACGAUAUCAGCGAGAAAACAGUAUGGGGUUCAGUGAACUUCCCCCUGAACUCCUCAUUCUGAUCUUGGAUUCAUUGGCCAUCAAGGAAUUGCUGAGAUGCAAACAGGUGUGCAAGAGUUUGAAUGCACUCGUACAGGACGAAACAGCUCUGCAGUACAAAGUACAACUUAACCUCGCUGGAACGGAGGAUGGUCCUGCUACGAAUCCCUUGGCUGUGCGAGAUCGCCUGCGGAUUUUGGUCAAAUACAUGGAGGCUUGGGACCAACUCCGAUUCAGCGAAAUUCGGACUAUGGACAGGGAAUCUGGCAAUCUUUGGGAAUUGUAUGGAAACGUCUUGGCGGAGACACGAUCUGAAAACACGACGCUUGUCAUCAAGCAGCUUCCUUCCAAAUUGCGUGGAAUUAAUGAACGUACAUGGACACUUGAUAAUCUUCACAUUCCACUCUGUGAUUUCUCCACAGAUGUGGCGCAGAAUCUGGUUGCGCUCCUGGAGCCUCGUAACAUGCCUGACUGCCUACCCAAUUCUAUCUACACCUGCGUACUCUGAAUACAGGCGAGAACCACCCGCUGGCUACCAAUGCUCAAAUUUUGUAUGAACGGCAAAUAAUCCCUUGGAGGUUUCGCACUCGUGUUUAUUCCAAAUACGUCGCGAUUCUCUUCUCUGUUUUUCCUGGGGAUGGAAGUACAAUAUUCUGUGUCUGGAAUUGGAAGACUGGUGGGCUCUUAUUGGAAGUGGUUGGUGAUGUCUUUUCAUACGCCUUUUGUACCGACCAUCACAUCAUAAUGCUCAUUCGACCAUGGGCGGAGCCGGAGGUGGAGUUAUUAAUCCUUGACAUGAGAUCGGCCAAUCCGAGCGAAACAAGCGUGGAGGACCUUGAUUAUACUUGUAGUUUCCAUUUACCUGCACUGAGAAUUGGCAGACACAUAUACGUUGCCGACAUACGCACCGAUCCCGCAUACUCCUGGUCACCGGAUGACAGACUCGCUAUCCCGUUUCACGCAGCAGCGUGCCAGUCAUUGAUCGUCGUCACCCUCAACAAUCAACUUACCUUCGUUAU